UGCUGCCGCGACCUCAAGGCCGAGGACCGCCAUCUGCUCAACCCGGACAUUGUGCGCGACAUUAUCAUCGGCCUCAGCGACGGCCUGACGGUGCCGUUUGCGCUCACGGCCGGCCUCAGCGGCAUCGGCUCGAGCCGCAUCGUGGUGGUCGCUGGCAUGGCCGAGCUGGUGUCCGGUGCCAUCUCGAUGGGAGUCGGCGGCCUGCUCAGUGCGCAGGCCGAGGUGCAGCACUACCGCUUCCAGUCGCGCGCCACGUCUGAGCGUGUGCGCCGCUCGUGCUCGGGCGAGAUGGAGCGCGAGGUCAUCGAGAUCCUCGGCCCGUACGGCGUGCCCGCCGAGCUGGCUUCUCAGGUUGCCGCGCGGCUGCAGCGUGUUGAGGCCGACGAGUGCGGCACGCCGGUCGGCGAGCUCCCCCCGCCUGCCGCCGCUGCGGUGCGCAGCGACGGCCUCACGGGCCCGAGCCGCGGCCUGACGCCGUUCAUCCUGCGCCUCGGCGAGCACCUCGAGGAGGUCGAGGACGCGCGUGUGUGGCAGAGCGCGCUGGUCAUCGGUGCGAGCUACUUCAUUGGCGGCUUCAUCCCGCUUCUGCCGUACAUCUUCAUCCCCGCCGUGCACGUCGCGCUGAUCUGGUCGAUCGUGAUCACGGGCGUCAUCCUGCUGCUCUUCGGCGUCGCCAAGCAGCAGUUCACCGGCGGCGCCAGCGACGCCAAGGGCCUGGCCUGGGGCGCCAUCUCGACGCUGCUCGUCGGCGCCUCUGCCGCCGCGGCGUCGUUUGGCAUCGUGCGCGCGCUCGAGGGCUGA
Molecule: messenger RNA, 801 nt
Organism: Tilletiopsis washingtonensis
Lineage: Eukaryota; Fungi; Basidiomycota; Exobasidiomycetes; Entylomatales
Product: DUF125-domain-containing protein
Exons: 5
Biological process (GO): intracellular manganese ion homeostasis
Cellular component (GO): fungal-type vacuole membrane
Molecular function (GO): manganese ion transmembrane transporter activity; iron ion transmembrane transporter activity
Source: RefSeq, a predicted model, not a curated record